AGGUUUGGUACCUGGAAUGUAGGCACGUUGACAGGAAGAAGUUUGGAAGUGGUGGAGGAGCUGCAGAGGAGAAUGGUUGACGUGGCUGCAUUACAGGAAAUCAGAUGGAAGGGUGAGGGUACAAGGUUUGUGGGGGCUAAAGGUGGAAGAUAUAAGUUGUGGUGGAAGGGGGAUGAUGGUACGGGAGGAGUUGGUGUGAUGGUAAGAGAAGAGUUGGUGGAGAAGGUGUUGGAAGUGAGGCGGAGAAGCAAUGGGGUAAUUGUGGUGGUGAUGCUUCGCCUAGAAAAGCAAACAAUGAUUAUCUUUUCUGCAUACGUACCACAGACAGGCAAAUCAGAAGAGAUUAAAAAUGACUUCUGGACUGCAUUCUCUGACACCAUCUCAACAAUACCAAAAUCUGAAACCAUCCUGAUUGGAGGCGAUCUCAAUGCCCACGUUGAAGAGAAAACAGAUGGUUUUGACAACGUACAUGGCGGUUUCGGCUAUGGAGAACGGAAUGAAGAU
Helobdella robusta is the source of this 504-nucleotide messenger RNA. RefSeq lists its product as hypothetical. The annotation marks the transcript as partial. Gene Ontology annotation, molecular function: catalytic activity. Gene Ontology annotation, cellular component: nucleus. Lineage: Eukaryota; Metazoa; Annelida; Clitellata; Rhynchobdellida; Glossiphoniidae. The record is from RefSeq and is a predicted model, not a curated record. The transcript is spliced from 2 exons. Gene Ontology annotation, biological process: chromatin remodeling.